Molecule: messenger RNA, 363 nt
Organism: Ectocarpus sp. CCAP 1310/34
Lineage: Eukaryota; Phaeophyceae; Ectocarpales; Ectocarpaceae
Source: the annotation of a GenBank genome assembly
AUGCAAGCAAACGCCGGCCAUAAGUCUUCGCUAUAUCUGGAGACAGAACCACUCUCUAAACCCCAACCCCACCUCGUACCCUCGACAUAUACUGAGGUGAAUGUGAUCUCGUUGGGUGUGCUUGCUGCAUCACGCAUCCUCAGCCGCAACAAAGGCCGCUGGACUAAGGACGAGCACGAGCGGUUUCUCUGCGUAGCGGGACAGUUGGGCAAGAACAAGGAGAGCUGGAAGUGGAUAUCUCAGGUUGUCGUUACCACGAGGUCGCCUGCCCAGGUUCGCACCCACGCCCAGAAAUACUUUCGGAAAAUCGGUCAGGGGCUGCCAUUUCCGGACGAGGUACGCAAAUCCUACGUACGUACGUAG